GCAUGGGUGUGUGGACUGUGGGUGCAGUUGAGAGUGUGUGUGUAUCUCGGAAUAAAUCCAACGUACUGGUAGCUGUAUAGUGGUUAGCGGUGGGCGCACGCACACACACACGCUAUCUCCUCCAGUUGCUUCGAUCCACCGCUCACCAUCUAUUUUAGUACAUAGCUCUUUGAGAAUCGGUGAACUGCUAAAAAGGAAUCUAGCUGAAUGCAUUAAUACAGGAUUAUUGAUGUCCAGGCGUGGGAUAUCCAUGCUGUAUACACUCCCCAUUACCGCCCAGUAGAAGUACUUGCAGACUUAUAUUCUUCAAAGUACAUCAACCGAUUUUGGAAGAGCUCAUUAAAAUUUGGACUGUAUUCUUUGAUAUAUACAAGGGAUGUGGUUUAUCUGAUCUAGAUUUUAGUCAAAUCUAGUCCAGGAUUUACCUUUUCUAGAAGGGACUCUUGUCAGAGCAUACACCCAUGCUACAGAGGAUAUAUUGAAAGGAUUUUAGGAAACCAUUUCAUCUGAUCAAAGCUGAAAAGAAGCCUCUUCUUAGUUUUUUUUUUCUGUAGGAUGAGACACGAAGCAGGAGUGCAGAUGGCAUCAGCAUCAGUAGACAACAAAUGGCAAAAGGACGCUGCCGACCAGAACUUUGAUUACAUGUUCAAACUUCUGAUCAUCGGUAACAGUAGCGUAGGCAAGACGUCCUUUCUCUUCCGGUACGCCGACGAUUCAUUCACAUCGGCGUUUGUUAGCACGGUCGGAAUUGAUUUCAAAGUCAAGACUGUCUUCAGGCAGGAUAAGAGAGUUAAACUACAAAUUUGGGACACAGCAGGUCAAGAGAGAUACCGUACUAUCACCACAGCCUACUACAGGGGGGCCAUGGGCUUCAUUUUAAUGUACGAUGUCACAAAUGAAGAAUCAUUUAACAGCGUCCAAGAUUGGUGUACACAAAUAAAGACAUAUUCAUGGGACAACGCCCAGGUGAUUCUUGUUGGAAAUAAGUGUGAUAUGGAAGAUGAAAGAGUAAUCUCAACAGAAAAGGGCAAACAACUCGCUGACCAACUUGGUCUUGAAUUCUUUGAGACGAGUGCGAAGGAGAACAUCAACGUGAAACAGACAUUCGAGAGGCUGGUCGAUAUCAUCUGUGACAAGAUGUCGGAGACCAUCGACACGGACCAGACCCUCAGACCUUCCACGACCAUCACGCCUACAGACCCAGGACAGCAACCAGCCAACUCAUCGUGUUCAUGCUAAGCAGAUUGAUUGGGGGUUUAGGAGGAUGGGGGGACGGGUAGGGGGCGGGCGGGCGGGAGGGUUGGGUGGGGUGUGAGGUUGGAUUGGAAUGGGGAAGGCAAAGAACUGUGCAGGAAUGAACGGAGAGAGGGGUUUAUGAAAUAGAGACGGUAUAUUGAAGAAA
Lytechinus variegatus (green sea urchin) is the source of this 1402-nucleotide messenger RNA. Its product is annotated as ras-related protein Rab-3-like. Gene Ontology annotation, molecular function: GTP binding; GTPase activity. The transcript has 5 exons. Gene Ontology annotation, cellular component: synaptic vesicle; plasma membrane; endosome. The record is from RefSeq and is a predicted model, not a curated record. Lineage: Eukaryota; Metazoa; Echinodermata; Echinoidea; Temnopleuroida; Toxopneustidae. The coding region runs from base 556 to 1239 and encodes 227 amino acids. Gene Ontology annotation, biological process: regulation of exocytosis; protein secretion; protein localization to plasma membrane.